Messenger RNA from Alternaria infectoria, 1704 nucleotides. RefSeq lists its product as uncharacterized. NCBI's taxonomy places the organism in Eukaryota, Fungi, Ascomycota, Dothideomycetes, Pleosporales, Pleosporaceae. The transcript has a single exon. The record is from RefSeq and is a predicted model, not a curated record. Bases 1 to 1704 code for a protein of 567 amino acids.
AUGAAUGACAUCAUCCUAUCAGAUGCGGCGUCUCCAGAGCAAAGCCGCCCACAGGACACGUUCACACCCACUCAAGGUGUUCCCGAUGAAGCUGCGAGCACUCCAAUGAGCAUUGAAGAUUCGGUGGCCACAGAAGAAAGCCGCCCCCAGGACACAUCCACACCCACUCAAGAUGUUCCUGAUGGAGCGGCGCGCACUUCCCGCAACAUCGAAGAUGCGGCGUCUCCAGAGGAAAGCAUCCCCCGAGACACGUUCACACCCACCCAAGAAGUUCCCGAUGAAGCAGCGAGCACUCUCCGGAGCAUCGAAGACGCGGCGUCUCCAGAAGAAAGCCGCUCCCUGGACGCACCCGCACCCACCCAAGACGUUCCCGAUGAGGUAAUGCGCACUCUCUGGAGCGUUGAUGAGCGCCUUUUCAUCGAGUUGCAAGCCGGCUUUGCGCUCGCCGCCGCCACCCUGCACAUCUGUACAGUACUCCCGCCGACAGGCCCGAGCUACUACUACGUCUUUCGCCGGUUCUUCAGGGACGCCCAACAACACACCUCCGAGACUACUCCCGACCAGAACACAAAUGCAGUUCAACGGAGCCAAGAAGAAUACCUACUCAAACAGCAAGAGCUGGUACACUGGGCGUUGAGGAAGACGGAUGAAUUUGCGCGGAAGGCGAUGAAGGCCGGGGAGUUCAUGAGGGGCAAGAUGUGGAUAAUUGAGCAGGAAGUCUUCGACAAGUACCGAGAGAUCCGCGAAGAGAUUGGUAUCGAUUUGCCGAUCGAAGACCCGAGGCAGAACAACAAGAUGUUCGACUUCCUGUACCGGAUCGUUUGCGCAAGGUUCCCUAAGUCGUUGGGACAUAGUCCUACAAGCUCAGACACGGAUGAGAAUCGCACCGCUACCGGGAAUUCUGACGACGACAUGUAUGAAGGCUCCACUCGUAGCUCUCCGCCCGAAGACGGGUUUGAGAUUACAGAGAGUGCUUCGCCGGCGGAAGAAGACGCACCAGCCACGGAGGAGACUACACGCCGGAAAAGCAGAAGGGCCCGAAAGCCCACCGCCGCCCCCGACGAUAACAACGCAUCUCCACCGGUCCGUCAGUCCGGUCGCAAAGUUCAUGUCGCCGACAAAGCGAAAGAACCUCGGAAAGGCACGAAACGCACUAGGCAGACCACAGCCGCGGAGAAUGAGAGCGAAGACGAGAAUGAGGAUGGAGAAGAAGACAUCGCGGAAGUGGAAGAAGAGGACGAGGGUGGAGCAUCACCGAAGAAGCGCGCCAAGAAGGCCGUCCGGAAGACCGCCCAGAAGACCGUGAAGCCGAAGACCAAGAAGGGCCAUGGCCCGAACCGCAAGCUGAACGAUGCCUGGUCGCAAGCAGAGCGCGAGGUCAUCAUAGCGCUCUUCAACAAGAUCAUAGCCGAGAAGGGCCUUGUUUACUGGGCGGACAACAUCAGUGCCCUCUUUUACGAGGCCACUGACUCGGUGAACGCACAUAGGGCCCUGGAUAAGGCCACAUAUCCUGGUGAUCCUCGCGGCAUGGAUGGUGUGCGCACUCAGGUUCACAAGAAGGCUGCUUAUAAGCGCAUUAAAGCGCAAGCUGACGCGCUGAGGACUAGGAAGGCCGAUCCCAAGAAGACGGUGACAGAGGCAGAGCUCAAGCCUCGAGAUGUGUUCAAGGCGACGGAUCUUGAGCCCGAUAGUGGCAAGAAAUGA